AUGUGGUUACAUGAUGCAGCAGGUCCAAUUAUAUAUCCAGAUUUGCCUCAGAAUUGUGGCGGUUUACAGGUUUAUUUGUAUAAAUAUAAUAAAGCUGAUGAUGAAAUGUUUACUGUUGAUAUGCCUGUAAAUGAAAACGAUUGUAAUGAUGAUACUGGGGAUCGUCAUGAUUCUAAUUUAGAUAGUGACUAUGAUAUUGCUACUACUGAAUCAGAUGAUACAUUCAAUGAUGAUCAUAUAUCAGGACAAUCUGAUUUUUCCGAUUCUGAUAUUAACUAA
Molecule: messenger RNA, 279 nt
Organism: Rotaria sordida
Lineage: Eukaryota; Metazoa; Rotifera; Eurotatoria; Philodinida; Philodinidae
Source: the annotation of a GenBank genome assembly